CCAGUGCUACAGAAUGGCUUAAAACAUCGAGCGCAUUUGAGGAAAAGUGGAAUUUCCCUCAUGCUAUUGCUUCAAUUGAUGGAAAACACGUAUCCAUCAAAGCACUAUCAAAUUCUGGAAGCCAGUUUUUUAAUUAUAAAAAAACAUUCAGCAUUGUCCUUCUUGCUAUGGUAGACGCCAACUAUAACUUCCUUUUUAUUGACGUCGGUUGUCAGGGACGUAUAUCUGAUGGUGGCGUUUUGGCAAACAGCCUGAUCUAUCACAAACUGGAACGGAACGAGUUGAAUAUACCCCCUCCAGAAAUUCUCCAAGUUCCGUAUCAGAUAAAGGUUCCAUACUACCUUUUGGGUGAUCAGGCGUUUGCCAUGAAAGAAUACUGCCUCCGUCCAUUUGGAGGAAUGCAUGCGGCAGAUUCUGUGGAGCGUCAUUUUAACUACAGGCAUUCUCGGGCGCGUCGAACCGUGGAAAAUGCGUUUGGCAUACUAUCACAGGUGUUCCUAGUGUUCCUGAAACCGAUAGAGUUGGAACCGCCCGUAGCAGAUAAGGUCGUCUUAGCAGCUGUUUACCUGCACAACUUUAGACGACGACAUACGCUAUACAAUUUUUUCGAUGCACUUCUGCCACCCAGUACAAGUCAGCCUUCCUCAUCGAUGAUAAUAGAAGAACUGGAUGAUGUAGCAACACCAGCUUCAAUGCUUCCGAUCCCUGUUAUACCCAUUAGGCCAACCAGAGCAUUGCAAAACAUGCGAACACAUGUAGCCCAUCAUCUUAAGUGGAAUGACCCACUUUCUUAUCCUCUACCACAACCCCGAAGAGCUGCACAAUAAUAGUAACAUGAUCACUAGCAUUAUCAUCAGGUCAGGAUGGGAUUUGAUCCCCGGUCCUGCCGUAAAAACCGUUGCUGGUAUCCACCUUGGCAAUCGAACCGCCCCGUAUAUACAUAUGUGUGGCAGCGCUAGGAACUAUGGAGAAUCACUUAUAUAGAUUACUUACGGAAUUCAAAGUUGGCCGCGGUACCGUCGU
Messenger RNA from Anopheles stephensi (Asian malaria mosquito), 1023 nucleotides. RefSeq lists its product as uncharacterized. The transcript has a single exon. The record is from RefSeq and is a predicted model, not a curated record. Bases 168 to 827 code for a protein of 219 amino acids. NCBI's taxonomy places the organism in Eukaryota, Metazoa, Arthropoda, Insecta, Diptera, Culicidae.